UUUGUCCCUAAGGGAACGCAGUCUCUCUUUUACCGACUUAUGGGGAUCGCAUCAGCAUGAAGCCGCUACUGGCUGAGAUUCUUUUGGUAUCAAGAUCGUUGGCUCCAUACAUUAGUAUCAUAAAGAAGGUAUCUGGAACCCUCACUUUGGUCUCUAUCUGGUCUCGCGCUACCCACCCCCGGCCCCUCCUCUCGCAUAACCCGCUGUUUCAGGUCUUUCCAUCUAUUCGAGCGGCUGGGGAAAAAUCCAACAGCGCUGGUCAAUUAGCGACUAGCCGACAAAGUGACGUCAAAGAGAAUUGAAGCAGGUUCGUUCUUGCAUAGCAAAGAGCUAGGUGACGGCAGCCCAAGAGGUGAUUAUGCAUGAAAGACUGGCGGCUCUUCGAGAAACCCGAGAGAAUUGCCUCUGAAUGGUUUCAUUUGUCUGCUAUUCACCAAUGUUCAAACCUGCUGGUAGGUCUGUUACGAG
Molecule: messenger RNA, 468 nt
Organism: Aspergillus aculeatinus CBS 121060
Lineage: Eukaryota; Fungi; Ascomycota; Eurotiomycetes; Eurotiales; Aspergillaceae
Exons: 2
Coding region: 57-302 (81 amino acids)
Source: RefSeq, a predicted model, not a curated record